Molecule: messenger RNA, 634 nt
Organism: Chrysoperla carnea
Lineage: Eukaryota; Metazoa; Arthropoda; Insecta; Neuroptera; Chrysopidae
Product: NADH-quinone oxidoreductase subunit B 2-like
Exons: 3
Coding region: 20-634 (204 amino acids)
Biological process (GO): mitochondrial respiratory chain complex I assembly; aerobic respiration; electron transport coupled proton transport
Molecular function (GO): 4 iron, 4 sulfur cluster binding; quinone binding; NADH dehydrogenase (ubiquinone) activity
Source: RefSeq, a predicted model, not a curated record
UUCAAAAACGUUUAACGCAAUGUUAUCUAAACUAAAUAAAGGAACACCUUACUUGGAGAAUAUUAUAAGAUCGAUAACUAAUAAAGAUGUCAUACCUGAUACACAUGAAGAUACCGCUAAGAAAAGACCAUAUUCGCCAUUUGGAAAAACAUAUAAAAAUACAAAAUUAGUAGAAUAUGCUUUAGUAAGAACUGAUGAUUUAAUUAAUUGGGCUCGUAAGGGCUCAAUAUGGCCAAUGACAUUCGGUUUGGCAUGUUGUGCUGUAGAAAUGAUGCAAUAUGCUGCUCCUCGAUAUGAUAUGGAUCGGUUUGGCACUGUUUUUCGAGCAUCGCCCAGACAAACAGAUAUGCUAAUUAUAGCUGGUACAGUUACAAAUAAAUUUGCAACAGUGUUAAGAAAAGUGUACGAUCAAAUGCCCGAUAAUAAGUGGGUAAUUUCAAUGGGUAGUUGUGCGAAUGGUGGGGGAUAUUAUCACUAUUCUUAUUCAGUUGUCAGGGGGUGCGAUCGUAUUAUACCCGUUGAUCUUUAUGUACCUGGAUGCCCGCCAAGUGCUGAAGCAUUAUUGUAUGCAGUUUUAUUGCUACAAAAGAAAAUUAAACGAUCUAGUACAUUACAAAUGUGGUAUAGAAAAUAA